Yamadazyma jaroonii is the source of this 1449-nucleotide messenger RNA. NCBI's taxonomy places the organism in Eukaryota, Fungi, Ascomycota, Pichiomycetes, Serinales, Debaryomycetaceae. The record is from the annotation of a GenBank genome assembly.
AUGAUACGAAGGUUCUAUAGCACAUUUGAUCCCAAAUAUAAAUUCAAAUGUGGUCUUGAAAUUCACACACAGUUGAAAACUAAGUACAAAUUAUUCUCCUUAUCACCAACUAGUUUCAAUUCAACUCCCAACUCAAAAGUCAGCUACUUCGAUCUUGGUUUACCUGGAACUCAACCAAAACUAAACCCUGAAGCUUUAUUGUUAGGAUUGAAAUUAAGUGUAGCAUUAGAUUGUAAGAUAAAUGACUUUUGUCAGUUUGAUAGGAAACAUUAUUUUUAUAUAGACCAACCUUCAGGAUAUCAAUUAACUCAACAUUUCCAUGCAUUGAGUAAUGAUGGAUAUUUGACGUUGAACUCAAAGUUCGAUGGUGUUGAUAAAACUAUUAACAUUGAACAAAUUCAAUUGGAGCAAGAUACUGGUAAGUCUAACUAUCUUGAAUACGAUAAAAAGAUCAACUUAGAUUACAAUAGAGCUAAUAUUCCAUUAGUGGAAUUGAUUACCAAACCGGAUUUUGAAGAUUUACAACAAAUUAAGGCUUUCCUUAAGAAAUACCAAACUUUAGUUAAAUAUUUAGAUAUAUGUACCGGAGAUUUAGAAACUGGUGCUAUAAGAGUUGAUGUGAAUGUUUCAGUUAAUGGGGGUAAUAGAGUUGAAAUUAAAAAUUUGGGAAGUACCAGUGAAAUUCAAGACGCUGUGAAUUUUGAAUACAAAAGGCAAGUAGAUGAAUUGAAGAAAGGCAAUGUGAUUGAGCAAGAAACUAGAGGUUGGAAAAAUAAUGAAACUGUCAAGUUGAGAUCCAAAGAGAAUGCUAUUGAUUAUAGAUAUUUCCCUGAUCCUGAAAUUCCAAAAGUCCAUUUCGAUGAACACAUUCAUGAAGAGGUCAAAGCUAUCUUACCUAAGUUACCUGACCAAUUAUUAGAAGAACUUACUGUCAAUUACAAAUUAGAAUUGAAACAUGCAAGAUUUUUGAUCGAUAAUUUGAACUUACUUGACUUUUAUUAUCAAGUUAUUGACCAAAUUCAAGAUGUCAAGAUGGUCAAUAAUUGGAUUUUCCAUGAAUUAUUGGGUGGUUUGAAUAAGUUAGAUGUGGAAGUUUCAGAAUUGUCAAUUUCCCCUGAAACGUUCUCUUCAUUAAUGAAGAAGGUAAUAAAUAACGAAAUCAUUUUGAAUAAUGCAAAGAAAGUCUUAUCAAAACUGAUCGAGGAUCCAAAUUUGUCCAUUGACAAUUAUAUCGAAGAAAAUAAUAUGGGUGUUAAGAAAGUAGGAGAUGAAGAAGUGAAAACUAUUUGUCAAGGGAUCAUCACCAAUAACAUGGAAACCGUUGAAAAAAUCAAAAAUGGUAACAAAAAUUCCAUCAACUUCCUUUUAGGUCUUGCUAUGAAACAGACUCAAGGUCAGAUCAAAUCAUCAGUGUUUCUUAACAAAUUCAAGCAAUUAUUAGAGUUAUAG